Molecule: messenger RNA, 1605 nt
Organism: Sclerotinia trifoliorum
Lineage: Eukaryota; Fungi; Ascomycota; Leotiomycetes; Helotiales; Sclerotiniaceae
Source: the annotation of a GenBank genome assembly
GGUUUUGGUGUCGGCAAGCCGACAAUUACUACUAUAAUCUAAUCUGUGAAUCAUGACACACCCCUGCCUCAAGCUCCAUCUCUAUUACAACUUUAAACCUCAAAGCCUUCUUUUCACAACCUCAAACUCCACACUUUUGAGAUAACCAAGUUGAAAUUAUUAUGGUGUCCCAAAAGACAGCGGAAGCUUUGCAGCAGAUUGGAGGCUCGGAAGAAAAACAACAAGGCUAUAUUAACCUUUUAACAAAUGCCCAAUUUACAUCUACACCAGCAGAGUUACCCGAUGACUUAAUCGCAAUUUUCGAUGCCAUAUUCGUUGAUGCUAUAGGAAUAGUUGCAACACGAUCCGUUAUCAUAUCAUUUGUCGAUGCACUCAAAGCCAUCAAGAGCAAUGAGGCCAAAAUCAAAGUUGGCGAACAUGCUUUAUCGACUCUGGCUGAGCAAGCAUCCUCAUUCGAAGAACAAAAUGCCCAAAUCCGCGAAUUGAUGGCCACAGCAUACGAGGACGAUGAGGACAAUCUUGCAGCCGCGAAGAUAUUAGCUGGGAUCGUUAUCGAAUCAUCGCAGCGGAAAGUCACGAAUGAGGAGAAGGUCCGAUGUUGGAUUCGUAUCACGCGGAACUACCUCGAAGUGGAUGACACAACGCUGGCAGAGCAAUAUCUAAACAAAGCCAAGAACGUCAUAUAUACAGUCUCCGAUCGCGAUUUGAACCUCCACUUUCAACUCAGUCAAGCCCGUAUUCACGAUGCUAGGAGGAAUUUCUUAGCUGCUGCUCAGGGCUACCAGGAUAUCAGUUUCUUGCCAGUGAUCGCCGAAGAGGAGCGUUUGCACACUCUCAGUAUGGCCAUAAAAUGUGCUGUCCUGGCACCUGCAGGCCCUCUUCGAAGUCGUGCCUUGGGGAGAUUAUACAAGGAUGAACGAGCUGCCGGCUUAGAAGAGUUUAGUAUCUUAGAAAAGAUGUUUCUGGAUCGCCUGUUGUCCCCCGACGAAGUUUCUAAGUUUGCAGAAGGUCUAGCCCAACAUCAACUGGCAAAGACGCAAGACGGCACUACGGUAUUGCAAAGGGCUGUUGUGGAGCACAACUUGAGAGCAGCAUCGAGACUGUACAACAACAUUAGCUUCGAAGCCUUGGGGGAAAUAUUGAAUCUUGAUGCGGAUAAGGCCGAGGAGACUACCGCGAGCAUGAUUGAGCAAGGUCGAUUGCUUGGCAGAAUUGACCAAGUAGAGAGGGUUAUUUGGUUCGUGGGUGGGGAAGCUACUGGAGAGAUAGGCAGCGGUAGAGCUGAAGGAAUUGUUGGGAUAGAACUGAGAAGAUGGGAUGCUAAUGUUCAGGGCGUGGCCGAAGAAGUUGAGAAGGUCACUUCUGAGUUGCAGCUUGUUUACCCGGUAAGCAUAUGACAAGUCCCCCCCCACUAACUUUGCUAAUAUGUAUCAGGAGUUCGUCGCUGCGAGUAUGGUGGCAUAAAAUUAGGGACGAUGCGAGAUGAAUUAUACGAUACAACAUUGGCGUUAGGGGUGGUCACUGCAUACCAAAAGAGUAGUUCAGCGUGACGAGGUUCACCAUGGCAUUUAUGAUAUUAAUGAACAAUAGAUGAAUAUAAUUAUC